Molecule: messenger RNA, 1647 nt
Organism: Pyrenophora tritici-repentis Pt-1C-BFP
Lineage: Eukaryota; Fungi; Ascomycota; Dothideomycetes; Pleosporales; Pleosporaceae
Product: putative mfs multidrug protein
Biological process (GO): transmembrane transport
Cellular component (GO): plasma membrane
Molecular function (GO): transmembrane transporter activity
Source: RefSeq, a predicted model, not a curated record
AUGUCUCACAACCCGGAGACCAACCUCCCUGGCGGUUCUGAGCUCGGGGUAUUCGAUUGCAGCAAGGCGGGAAUAAGAGCACGCUCGGAAAUGUGCUCCACUUCCACUGAAAGACCAAGAAGCUACGCCCCCACCGGAGAAAUUGACAACGAAAUAGAAAAAGAAGAAUACAGUAGGAUAGAAGAAGAUAUUGGUCAUCUUGACUUACAGGAGGACUUGCGAGAGGCAGUAAUUGUUUGGCAUUAUCUCACAUUCGACACCGAGCUUCCACAUCCAAGUACCAUUCAUCCGACGCAACCCGGCCAAGAGCCACCUCCCGAGCCCCCGAAUCUCGUCGAAUACACCAGCCCCUUUGACUGGUCUGAAAAGAGAAAGAAGUUUACCGUGUGGAUAUCAUGCGUCAUUACUGCCCUCGCCGCAUUCUCCGCUGGGGCAUACAGUCCAGGCGUAUAUCAGAUGACACAAGAAUGGGGCGUAAGUAGUGUUGCCGCGUUGGUCGGUAUCACCAUCUUCACGACAGGUUUUGCCUUUGCGCCCAUGGUACUGGCACCCUUCUCCGAAAUCAACGGCCGCCGACCUGUCUUCCUCGCUUCAGGUGUUCUUUUCGUUGUCUGCCAGCUCUGCUCUGGUCUUACACAAUCAUACGGCGGAAUGCUCGCCGCACGAUUAUUCCUAGGUAUCGGCGGAUCUACCUUCUCGACUAUGGUUGGCGGCGUGGUAUCUGACAUAUAUCACGCUCAAGACCGGAACACCCCAAUGGCUUUAUUCUCCGGCGGCGCCUUGUUCGGUACAUCCCUUGGACCUUUGGUUUGUGGCUUCAUUGCACAGAACACGACAUGGAGGUGGAUAUUUUACGUACAAGCGAUCUCAUGUGGAAUGAUGGUUGCACUGAUCUGUGUUGUGUUCAAAGAGACGCGUGGCUCUGUUCUUCUAUCUCGUAAAGCGAGGCGUCUAAACAAAUGGUACGAGGCCCGCGAGGCGGCAGGUUACUACGGUUUCGAAGUUUCCAGCGAUGAGAAACGCAUUUCCAAAUUAUCACAACGGCUGCGCUGGAAAGUACGGUCUGAUGAAGAGCGUGCUUCUCUUGGUACGAUGAUUGGCGUUUCUCUAUAUCGCCCGUUUCAUCUCCUGUUCACCGAACCAGUGGUGUUUUGGUUUUCUCUUUGGGUGGCGUUUUCUUGGGCAGUGCUCUACCUUACACUGGCCGCCAUUCCGCUGGUUUUUCAGAGCAAUCACGGCUUCUCGUUGCAACAAGCUAAUGCUGUCUUUGCAUCUAUGAGCAUAGCUAGCAUUCUCUCUACUGUACUUUCGAUUUAUCAAGAGAGGAUUGCGAAGCGAAACGGUAAACUGGUGGACACGCCAGAAGGUCGCCUCUAUUUCGCUUGUAUAGAGAGCGCCUGCAUGCCAAUUGGUCUCUUCAUGUUUGGCUGGACGAGCUUCCCAGCAAUACCUUGGAUCGUGCCAGCUAUUGCCAUCGGCAUUGCUACCGUUGGUAUCUUUUCCAUCUACCUAGCGACAUUCAAUUAUCUGGCGGAUACGUACCAUCGCUACGCAAGCUCUGCGUUGGCAGCGCAGUCCUUUUGCCGAAACAUGCUUGGUAAGCCAUCUGCCACUCUCGAAUAUAUACGCAAACUGACUUCAGCUUAG